GCAAGUUGUACCACUGUCUCUAUAGCUUCACCGGAUUCUGAGGGCUGCUCAUCUUUUUCAUGAGGUCGAUCGUACACGAUUUCUUGUUCGUCAUAGGCAUUCGGUUUGUUAUAAAUGGGUGGGGAAUCAAUAGUGUCUGGUUUUUGGAAAUGUUCACUUGUGGUGCUGGUGGUAUCGGUCAUGAAUGUUGAAAAAGAAAGAACCAGAGAAAAAAAGUCAAGCAGUUGUAUGCACAGCAGGUUUUGCCCUAGGAGACUGCGCUCUUCGGUUUUCAUGGUUGCACCAGCAACGACUAUACUAAAAGGUUGUGUUGCCCGACAGACACACCACUUGUACUAACAUUGUGUGUGUGGCGGUUUAAUGAGCCACGUGACUAGUCUUUAUCAUAGAAGAGAUAUGAAUCGCGUGUACGCAUGUGGGGCGAUGCCUUCCGCCGCGUUCUUUUUCAGUUACCAGUCAGGUAUCUCCUCUCAGUUUUACCGAUUGCCGGAGACGUGGUGGGUUUCAUGCAUCUUUUGAGCGGUCUGAGUCAAUUUCAGAAUAAAAUUCCAGUCCAAUACGAAAGGUUUCAACCUCUUUUCGCAUACAACCCAAUCAACAAGUUAUCGUUAAUAAUGACCAUUGUAGAAUCUACAGAUAUUACAAAUAACCCAACGACCAAGUUUGUCAUCAUGGAUCCUCUUAUCCAUGACCAAAAGGUUUCCAUUCAUCACUGGCAAUUACGGGAUUUGAUAAUGCAGCCAGAUGAUCCUCAGUUCAAACAUGAAUUGAUCGUACCAGUCGACCAAGACGUGCAUAGAUAUGAUUAUACCACACGACGUCAGCGAUAUUUCUUACAGGGAUUAGGAUACCAUGCCACCUGCAUGGCCACAGGAUUCGGUUACUGGGCAGCAGGAGGACAGCGUGGCGAUUUGACAGUGAAGGAUCUCCAUUCCGAUUACGAAGUGAGCAUCACCACCUCACCGAAUAGUACGAUCAAUAACGGGCUCUGUUUCUCGAAAGUGAAUAACGAGACACGUUUAAUUGUUUCGAACAAUGACGCAACGAUUCGAAUAUUCUCAAUACCAAGUUUGCAAUUGCUUCAAACAAUACCGUUUAGUGUAGCGGUCAACCAUACAUCUGUGAGCCCCGACGGACGGAAAAUGAUUGUCGUCGGUGAUGACAAAAAGGUCCACUUGUUUGCUGUUACACCAGGUGGUCGCUAUGAUGCAGUGGCUACCAUGGCAGCAUCAAAGGAUGCAAAUUUUUCAGUGUCAUGGACAAGUAACUCGGACAAGUUUGCUGUGGCAAGUCAGGAUGGCUCUGUACAUGUUUGGGAUAUCAGGAAUCGGGAGCCUCUUCAUUGUUUCACCGGUGUCGGCAAUCCAUCGAUCACAAAGGGAGCAGUAAGAUCCGUGAAGUUCACGCAGUCUAGAGCCGUUGAUUUGCUUGCGUACGCAGAGCAUGUUUCGCAUGUACAUAUCGUGGAUGCCAGAACAUUUGACACACAACAGACAAUACGAGUAGGACCCGCAGGCCAAGACACGCCAAUAACGGGUCUUGAGUUUUCGCGCGAUAGUCAAAAGAUGUUUGUUGGGGUGGACAAUGCCAUUCUAGAGUAUGACAUUGAUACUGCAAGUAGACGAAGGUUUCCACAAGGCGCAUUGCUCUGAAAAAAGCCAUAUAUUUUUUAAUUUUUAUUACCAUUAUUAUUCAUAAUUAAUGUAUU
Zychaea mexicana is the source of this 1708-nucleotide messenger RNA. RefSeq names its product WD40-repeat-containing domain protein. The record is from RefSeq and is a predicted model, not a curated record. Lineage: Eukaryota; Fungi; Mucoromycota; Mucoromycetes; Mucorales; Lichtheimiaceae. The transcript is spliced from 11 exons. Gene Ontology annotation, molecular function: protein binding. The coding region runs from base 414 to 1652 and encodes 412 amino acids.